GGGUCAGACAGACACCAAACUCUCGACACUGACAGUACUUUCUGGCUGGCAGGCAACUAACUGCCCCCGUCAAUAACCUAGCCCUGGUCUAUGCGCAAAAGCCUUUUUUUCCUCUUUCUGUCCUUCUUUUUCUGGCCAUGCAAGGGGGUCGCAGUGCACCGUGACCAAGUCAAUGGCAUGGAAGGAGUUCAAUGCGUCCUGUCAGGACUCCGCUUUCGCUGUGGGGUCGAUGGGACCUCGAAACUGGUGAAACAGACUAAGAAUCCCACAGAGGUCGAGGGGGUGAAGCACGUGGUUGGAGCGCGCAGCCGGUCGUAUUUACGUUGUAUCGUAUCAGCACAGUACGUAUCGUUACUCUUCCUGUGUAUUACACAGAGAUGGUAUCGUCUGCUUUUUGUCUGUUGCAGUUAAGCCUGAAGACAACACUCCGGAGUAUCUUUCACCAGAGAACAUUGUUCAUUAUCGGGCUCUUUCGAUGGAAAUAGAACGGAUGU
Aspergillus vadensis CBS 113365 is the source of this 494-nucleotide messenger RNA. RefSeq lists its product as uncharacterized. Bases 91 to 411 code for a protein of 106 amino acids. NCBI's taxonomy places the organism in Eukaryota, Fungi, Ascomycota, Eurotiomycetes, Eurotiales, Aspergillaceae. The transcript has a single exon. The record is from RefSeq and is a predicted model, not a curated record.